AUGUUUGCCAGAAAGCAGAAAAGUUCGGAUAUGAUCCAGUCGGUCAGCCGAUUUGCUGAUGUACAUAGAGAUCCAGUGAGUCGCGUCAAACAUCUGAAGCUUCUGCUGGACAGCUUGAGCAUUCAUGAGAAAAGACAACUAAUCGAUGACUAUUCAUUCGAAACAUUUCAUUUGGUCGACGAAUUACUCUUACAGACGGAAAUUUCGGGAAAUCCACAGGCAGCCAUUGAAGCGGAAAGUGGGCUAUGGACGUUAGAACAAUUGCUAUGUUUGGCCCCUGAAUUGGUUGGCAAUGGCUGGCAAAUUCACGCCAUUGAGUCAUUGCUGAAAAAGGCAAUUUACCCUCAUAAUUUGCUGGCCGUCAGAAAAAUUGCAAUCCGUCUCUUCCUUAUAUGGUAUCAGGAAUUGUCGGUGUUUGGCAAAGCAACCCCGGAUCUGGAUCGUGUUUUCCAGUGUCUACUGCCAUUUUUUCCAUUACGAAAUGGGGGCAGCACCGAAUUGAUCCUCCAAGAAUAUUGCCAAUCUGCCGGUAAUGUACAAUGGUCAUCACAGCUUAGCCAACAGCCCGCAUCACCUGGAGGAAACAAACUAUCUGCCAAAGAAAGGGCACAAAUGCUGCAGGUCUAUUUGGAUAAAUUCCUGGAAUACUGCACGCGCGAAACGACAAGAAUCGAAUGGAACGACGAGAGCCAUCGGCUAGAAUGCGCAAAAUUUAUAUUAGAUAAAGUCAUCUCCCUCUACAUCCAGGAGACGUUCCCGGAUCUGGAGACGAACGGCGUUGAUGUUUUUGGAGGCUGGGAAGGGGCUGGAGAUACGGGAGAAACGUUGGAUACAGCCGAUCCGAUUAUUAUCGCCAGGUAUUGGCUGAUUCGAUGGAUAAAUAAUGUUGGAGGUGUUACCCUGGCCGCAAACACGGGACCGGUCCAUCCAGGACUUAUCCUCUUCAACGAAGCCCUUUUUUCCUGCACCAAGGCCACGAAUACAUUACUAUCGUUGCAGCGUGAAGCUAUGCAAUUGCCAUUACCUUGCAAUAACGUCAUACACAAGGUAGUCACUGUAUUGUCCGCAUGGCUGACACAACAAGAAUUACCAAAGUUUGUGCUAUCAAAACAAGUGUCUGCCGACUCGUGCUCAUUACUCGUUCUACAUGUGCUGCUUUCAUUCUUCCAUUCCCCAUACCUUAAACAACCUGGGGAUCGAGCCCAAGCCGCCACUUCUAUAGCCUUCUCCAUUUUGAGAGCGUGUCGGGAUUUGGUCUCCAAUAAGCAACUCUCGCAUCCACUUUCCACCAGAUUCUGGAACGAGCUGAUUGCUCGGCUUUGCGAUGCGGGGCUAGAGGUCUGCUCAAGCGCAGAUCGUUUUGCCCAAGAUACCGCAGCUGCCUUUGCAUCUACGAUACUUACAACUAUGGUCAUGGUUAAGACCGUGCGCCAGAUCGACGUUGAGGAUCGUUUAUGGGACAACGCACACGAUGUAUUUGCGCAUGGAAUUUGGAUGCCAAUUGCCACUCAAUGGUCAAAGAUCUCCAACUCGGUAACCCGAGCGAUGGUUUUACAUACCGCGCACGUCGAUAUGUUUACAAAGGAAGAUGUGGAACGUGUUCAGACUCAAUCCAUUUCGUCGCGGCGUGGCCCGAGAUCGGAAGCCUCUACAAGGACAGCAAUCGAUAGUACAGGCGAACCAUCACCAACCCCUGGGGAUGAGGUGAACUCGAUCGCCACUGACGAAUCUGCUGACGAAGUUGUAUUUAUUGAAACAGAUGAAAUCACGAAGCACGUGCAGGGUGCGGAUGGCGACAUGACCAAGUGGCUAUUAACCUGGAAACAUGUGAUGUGUAUGCUGGGCCCUCAAUCCAAAGGCGCUGCUGUAAUAGCUGUCGACACAAUCGGACAGACCAUCCAGCAACUCCUAGCCAUCGGAUUAAAUUCGUUGGCUAAUUGGCUGUGUGAUCGUCUCCUUGCUGUUCCUCUAGCCGUUCAGCCCCAAUGUGUUGCUCCCCUAGCGCAGGUUUUGUCGACGGCCCGGUGCCCUCCUCAAUUGCAGGCUCAUAUUCUAUAUUCACUGAUUAAUCUCCUUACGACAGCUGAUCAAAAUGUUGUCUCUCAUAUGGCAUCGAUGAGACCAAAACACUUGUCAAUACUUGCGCCUCACCUUCUGCAAGCACUGCCUAGACUUGGUCAUGCUCCGAGUAACGAUCUGCUGAAGUCCCUGGCAUUAUUGUGUGGGGAGCACAGUUCUGUGGAAGCUCUUCUGUUGCGAAAUCUUUCUCAAGCCGACCUGACGCUGAACUUGGCGUUGCUGUGCGUCAAUGCUCUGGCUCUGCUCAUCGUCCAGCGGGCUGAUAUAGAGUUGAUGCAACGCGUUGUUGAUUGCCUACGUGCGCAUCGACUCUGCCCGAAAUUGAUGCCAGUCUUCUGUUCGACGGUGCUACCGCUGUCCAAAUUCGGCAUUGGCAGUGCCGUGCUCGAGACCCUACGCACUUGCGCCGGGUUAUUACGUGAAGAACGGCUGAGGACGGAAGUGGAAUGGCAGUUGGUGACACUUUGCGUGGAGGGUCGCAGACGGGAGGCACCAAAUGUUUUAUCUGGAAUUCUCGCUGAUCGACAACAGAUUUUGGAGGGUGAAAUGUUCUGUUACGCGGGUCAAUGGCCACUGCCCGGUUUUUCGGCGGCCAAAUGGAACUCGAGCGAUUUACCGUUACCGCAGAACAACACCCUAAAUCGCCAAGAUAUUUCAUUUAUUGACCGGAAGCGUUCGAUCAUCAGCGUUGCCAAAACUGGCUCAUGCGAAAUGACCUGCCGGACGCCUGUUGGAAAACAUCUUUGGGUCGUCAAUCAGCAUAGCCUGCAACAAACACCAAACAAUCUGGUGUCGGAUUGGCUAAAGAAGGAGGCUGGCAAGGGGAGACGUGGCACUCGCGAUGGGGGAGGGAUACUUGGUGCGAUGGAAGAUCCGUUGGAUGCGUUAUUGACACGUCCUCUAGAAUCUCCCACACAUAAGACACCUCUGGACAUUGAUUCUUGGUCCCAACUGAUCCAGGGUUCCCGUCGCAUUCCACAAACUCUUGGGACGGCUCCUCCAUCAACCAGCCAAAUGCCAACGACACAAUUGUUGGAAUGGCGUGCUUUUGCCGCUAGUAUGGGUUUUGUACCUGCAGCUAGCGAAGUCCCAAGCAACUUUGCCCGUGAUCUCAAACAUCUUGAUAACACCAGUGCCAGGGAGGUGCACAAAUUCGCACUCAUCUACGUCCCACCAGGCCCAAUGGACAAACAAACAAUCCUUGCCGCCACUACCCAUUCCAACGAGUUUGGCAAGUUUACAAAUGAGAUGGGUUGGGAGGUACGUAUUGGCAAAGAUCAUGACGGAUAUUCUGGAGGGCUGACGGCGGAUACCGUCGCUAAUUAUUGGGCAACCUCGGAAUGCGAGGCGGUAUUCCACGUUAGCACCAAGCUUGAAGGCGAUUUUACCCACAAGGUGCGCCAUCUCGGAAAUGACGAGGUGCACAUCGUUUGGAACGAAAACUUGCAGCGCUACCGCCGAGAUAUCAUCGCGACAAAGUUUUGCGAUGUGCUGAUGAUCGUGGAAAUUGCGGAUGCGCACAACUACCGAGUUCGCAUCGAGACGCAAACCCCGCUGGAAUUUGGCCCCUUAUUUGAUGGCGCGUUAGUUCAUAGAAGUGAAUUGGCAACCCUUGUAAGAACGACAGCUCUAAAUGCUUCUCGUGCAUAUCGACUCGCCAGGGAUGAGCAUGCUCGGCCGUUACGCCAUCGUGAAACUGUAUUCACCAAUGACACAAAGCGCCAAAUCAACCCGACACAUCUCUGCGAUGCCAUCAACUCGUUGUACAUCCCAACGAUGGUCGUG
This is a messenger RNA of Mesorhabditis spiculigera, 3864 nucleotides long. NCBI's taxonomy places the organism in Eukaryota, Metazoa, Nematoda, Chromadorea, Rhabditida, Rhabditidae. The record is from the annotation of a GenBank genome assembly.